AUGAAUAAAUAAAAAUUAGCAUAAGAAAAACAAUAUAGAGACCAGGCAAAAUACAGAACUCUAUUCAGUGUAAGCAAUUUAGAUAUAUUCAGUAAGAUCCUAUAAAUCCAUUUAGUGAAAAAGAUGUAGAAAAGAUGAAGUUUUAGUAUGCACAAGUUUUGAAGGAAUAAGUAAAGGAUUAUAUUUAUUCAUCAGAUUUUAGAUUCUAAAAGAUAUAAAGAAUAGCAAAAAACAAUAGAUAGAGAAGAAACUUAAAAGCAAAUUUAAUACGAAAGCCCUUUUGGAAGGUAUUAUAUUAAUUAAGAUUAGAGAUCGAUUAAUCCAUCUUUAAAAACUCAACAGAGAACUCUUAAAACCAAUUUAAGAUAUUGAUGAUUUUGUAAUGAAAAAGAACUAAACAGAUAUUUCAAGACCAAAAACUAUUUUAAAGAAUUAAUCGACUGAAAGAAGUAAUUAACAAUAUUCAAAUGAAAACUCCUUAGAAUAAGUACCAUAAUAUAAUUUUGACUCUCCUAAUUAAUAAGAAAAUAGGGAACAAAUAUAAAAUAGAAAUCAUAAAUAAAUAAUUCCUACUUAAUAAACUUAAAGAAUGAGAGAAUACUAAUCUACAUAAUCUUUAGGUUUACCAGAACCUAUUUUAUAAAACAACAGUAAUCUAUUAAAAAACAACAGCAAAAAUAUAAAUUAUCCUAUAUAAUUACCACCAAAAACUCCAGGAAUAGUUUAUGAUAAAUAAAAUAAUCCUGUAUUAUCUGAUUAUGUGAGUGUUUAUGAUUAACAAUUUAGUAGAUUACAUAAAUCAGAAAAAAGUGAUUUUAUGAAAGAAUUAAAUUAACUUAGAUCUUAAUUUUAUGGUUAAUAAAAACCUUAAGUUUAACCUUUUAGAUAAAUAGCUAAUUAAUAAUAAUCUCCUCCUAAAUUUACAACUGAUGUUGGAAUUUAAGAUGAUUAAUAUAGAUUAGAAUAGAUGGAAAGAGAAAAGUAAGAAGAAUAUAUGAGAUAAUAAGAAUAUCUGCGUUAAUUAGAAGAAUAAAAGAGAAGAGAACAAGAAGAAUAUGAAAGAUAAUUGAGAGAAAAAAUAGAAAGAGAAUUAGAAGAAUAAAAAAGACUUAAGUAAUAGGAAAUUGAAAUUUAAACUGAAAAACUAGUAACUGAUACAGGAAUUUAACAUGUUGAUUAAAAUGCUGUUACAGCAGCUGAAUAUAUGAAGACACUAAAAUCAUUAUCAGGAAAUGUUAUUGAUAUGAAAAAUUAAUUUAUUUAAGGAUAAUAAAAGUUAAAUUAUGAGUUAAUUCAACUUAGAGAUAAGGCAUAAAGAGAUAUCGAAGAAAAAUUAAGAAUUUAAAAAGAAUUAAAAGAAUUAGAAUAAAGAUAAUAAGCAAUGAAAGUUUGGGAAGGAGAAAAAUAAAGAUAAUUAAUGUAAGCUUUAGAAAAGAAUGCUCCAAUUCCUUAGUAUAAAUCAGCUUAUAUGGAUCAUAAAUAAUUAAAUCCAACCAUUAAAAAAGUUAUUAGAUUUAAAGAUUAAACUUAAGGUUAUGAAUAUGAAGAACCUAAUGGAAUAUUAUCAAAAUCUAAUCUAAUGCCCUUAAAUGGAGGAUAUGAUUAGAAACAUUUACAUAAUUUAAAGGCUAAUGAACCUGUUCUACCAGAAGAAUUAGAAAUUUUUAGAUCAGAAGUAGCUCCUUAAUUAAAAUAUUCAAACCCAAUUACUAAGUAAAUUAGAAUGGAUGAUCUAAAUGAUUAAUUCUAUGACUAUAAAUAUUAAAGAUAGCUAGAACAUCCUGGUUAGGAAAGACUUGAAAGAUCAAAAUAUGAAACUUAAAUCAAUAAUGAUCCAAAUUAAAUAUUAUUAGAAAAUGACAGGAGGUUACAUGAACUCAAAAUUAUUGAUCCUAAAGCAGAUAAUAAAUAAAUUUAAGAAUUAUAUGAUUAUUUAUGA
Molecule: messenger RNA, 1939 nt
Organism: Paramecium sonneborni
Lineage: Eukaryota; Ciliophora; Oligohymenophorea; Peniculida; Parameciidae
Source: the annotation of a GenBank genome assembly